CCGUAAUCUCUCUAUUAAACGUCCCCUUUCAAAUAAGCCCCCCUCUCUGACAAGCCUACUUUUCAAGAUGAAGAAAUUUAAGCCCCCUCUCUAUUAAGCCCCGCCCCCUAUUAAGCCCUCACCCCUAUUAAUACAAAAUCACAUGUAUUUUGAUAUAAAGAUUGAUCGAUUUUCUUCACACCAAUUUUACAGAUCAAAUAAAUAAGCCCCCCUCUUAUUCAAGCCUCCUCUCCAAUAAACACCGCCCUCAAAUUAACCUUACCUGGAAGAAGGAAGUCCUCCAGGCUACGGGUGGUUUAAUUAAUAGUGAGAUUAUAGUAUACAGGUUCUAUUAUUUAGAUGGCUUUUAAUAUAUUUAUAAUUCGUUCUAACGGACUAUAGCGUUUUACAGUUAUGGGGAUUAAACAAAAAGAAAAGCUCAGUUUUCAAACUGCUAGAAACGGCAACGCCGUUGACAACAAUACGAAGGUCAAAAAUCACGAAAUCGUGAGAGCAAAGAUCGGUGCGGAAGCAGAGUUGUCUUUUAUCGAGAAGUUUGUUUAUUUCUGCGUCUAUUCGUAUUUCCUGGCGACGGCUGUGUAUAAAAUUUUUCUAUUUCCGUUAGGUAAGUUUAUGUUUGUUUAUAGUUGUGUAUAUAUACAGUAGAGAGAACCCCGCUAUCGGAAUCGGUGUCAAAUUACAAAAAUAGCUACGUAAUAAUUUAAUUCGAUAAUUAUUACAUGUUGUCGACUUGUCGUGGCAUUGAUACAGCUUUUAAAGUUCUAUUUGUGAAAUAUAACAUAACACUGUCAACAUAAUUGUGUCCAUUGGGCUGUGGAUAUUUUAAACUUAAACAGUGCAUUUCUAGUCCGUUUUACCUGCAUGUUUACGCUACAGAAUCAAAUGUGUAUAUAUAAUAUAUUCCCCUAUUAAUAAAAACAACAGAGUUCGAGACACAGGGAGCCCACUCUGGGUCUUAUUAUAAUAGCAUUACAUGUGUAAUAUAUAGCUCAGUGUUGAGGAGCUCAGAGUAUUUACAUACAAUGAGUUGUAAUGAGCAUAUAUAUUGAGAGCCAUGCUGCCAUGGGCUCGCUGUCAUUCUGUGUCGCUGUGGUUUGAGAUAGGGAACUAGUUCACUGUCAUACAAACAACAAACAAACAAACAGAGUUCGAGAUAACAAAGUAAAAUUGAUUGAAAUAUGUUUGGACCAAAUUAAAGUUGCAUUUCACCCUAUAUUAAAUGUGCCCUACUUUAUUAUUUUACUCUGCAAUGCCGAGAACACUGGCCCACAAUGGGCCAGACUAUCUGCCCAGGGCCAUUCCAUUUAAUAUACACCCCCUCCCCUGUGGACAAAAAUUUCCGAGGGGGUUUGAAAAAGCCGUUUCUGAGGGGUUGUGUGCAUCGGCAUCCUUUGAUCAUUGCGUUUUUUCCGAGGGGUAAGGCAAAAAUUUCUAAAUUUCUGAAGGGGUGUUUGUGUUGGCAAGUGCCGGGGUUCAAAUUUUAUUGACUUCGUCCACAGGGGUGUGUGGUUAAAUCAGUGCAUUUAAUAUUGGUACUAGGAUAGCCCCCCUCUCCCACCCUACACAUUUGCAACAUUCAGUCCUAAUAAUUCUUAUAGAAGAGCCUGAGAAGUUGUACUCAGAAGAUUUUGAUGAUGGAUGGACAUUUUUAGGAAGAAAGAGGGUUGGUUAAAUGUCAAUCAUUCUAAAAAAUUCUUCAAUGGCUCAAGCCAGGGGCCCCACCCAAAUAAUUUGGGGGGCCCUGAGCAAGGAUGACAAAGUGAUGAAGUUUGCAUCUUCUUGAUGUACCUCCCAACAUAUUUCUACCUACCUUUUGCUGCAAAUUUCAUUGCUCAAAACAUUUAACAUAAAACAUCUCCUUUCAUGGUAGCAAAGUGGUAUGGCUUAUACUUUGUUCAUCAGUUAUCCGUAAAUGGCUUAGAAAAUUAUUGGGUAUGGUGUUGGCAAUGAUAGUUACAUUGGUGAUGACACAAUAGUGGUACAUUGGUGAUUAUCACAAUAGUGGUAUUAAAUAAGCAUGAUGACAGGAAAAUGAUGGUAUAAUAACCACCAUGAAAGGACAAUGCCAAUGGUGGUACAAUAAUCACGAUGGCAGUGCAUGGUGUUGUUAUUCCCUAUGAAUUUGGUCUUGAUGUUACACAUAAACUUAAUUACCAGAAUGGUUAUAAAUUGUAGAGUAUAUAUAAUAUAUCAAUUGAAAUAUUUGGCAGGAUACUUCAGAUUUUGAAUGGCAAUUUUGGGCUGGUCAAUUUAGAAAUCUUGUAAUAGCAUCAUCACUGCAUUCAUUUGGCAACCGUUUGGUGUCUUGGUUAUACCCACAGGUAGCUACCCAACAAAUUUUAAGAAACGAUAAGAUCGUUAAAAAGUAGUACCAAAACUUCUUUGGUGAAAACACCAAGACAUUCCUUUGAAUGUCUAUGGUGAAAAUUACCUAUAUAUUUUCAUCAGUUGUCAUCAUCCCUUGUUUUUCAAAAAACAUUUUAAGUAAUCUUCCUUUUUACAUAACUAUGCUUUUUAGCACCGAAUGUUAUUUUUUGCAAUGUUUCAAUUGGGAUUUCUAUCUAUAAGUAUUGGCUGGAAACCAACGCUGGUAUUUGUGGCACAUAACGUGCUUUACUACAUUGCUGGAAGGACAAGAUCAACUUUGUUUUGUUGGUUCGUGGGAUUGGCACUCCUAGUGUCGUUUAUUUCAGUUGAUAGGCUAAUGCAUUUGCAGGUUGGUUUGCACUACAGUUUUAUUUAACACCUUUGUCUUAUAUUUUGUAAAAAUGCUCAGUGCCAGUGGUUUCCGUAAUUUAUACAGUACAAUGAAUACAAUUAACCGAUUCAAAAACUACAGUCCUGGACAAAACCAUCUGCGACACUCACUCUAUUAAAACAUUCCUUUGUGGCUUGUUUUACCAGUUAGACUGGAAUAAUUUACUCGUUUGCCCCCCACCCCCAAAACAAUGUUGGACGUUUUAUCCGUAUUCUAAGAAUGCAAUCAACAUUGAAUGGUGGGGGCAAGGGGGAAGUUUUCUAAAUUUAUGAUAAUAUUACGACAUUUUGUCAAGUAAUUGGAAGUGUCGCAGAUGUUUUGUCCAAGAUUGUAGCUACAAUUUUGCAUUGUUUUACAUUUUAUGCAUUACCAGGCUAAUAAACAAUUUUUCAACAAUUUUUAAACCUCAAGCAACGAAAUUACAUAGCCCUUUGAAAUGUGCAAAAUGAGGCAAGUCAGGCUUGUUUGCUAAAUCUAGUACAAAUUCCGGUAUUUUUAACAUUUAAUUUCUUAAACAGAACACAUGGUAUUGUAUUUAUACUCUGUUGGUCUUUAAGUAUACUGAAGGGGGCAGUGAUUACUUUGUUUGAAAUUAAUUUCGGAAGAAAAAAGAAUGACAACUACUUUUCGAAUCGGUAUUUAGAAUAGAAUAGAGUAAAAUGUGAAUGGAAUAGAAUACAAUAUAAAACAAAACAAUUGAAUAGAAUAGAACACAACACAUGAUGAAAAUCCAAUCUUGGAUCCAAUUUGAAUAAUGGCAAAUGCAGUAUAAAACAAUAAAAUGGUCAACAAAAAUGCAAUGCAUGAUUAAAUCUAUCCAACUUCUUAUUUGUCUUUGUAGUUUUACGCAUUCAGUAAGGACACAAAUGAAGGUGAUUUCGUUCUUUUUACAUCCCUCAUGUGUCAAUUGAGAGGAAUGAGUUUCUGUCUGGAUUGUUGUUUAUCAGGCGCAAAGAAAGAUAAAGGCGACGCCAAUGGCAAUGAGGAUAAAGACGAAGUCAAAUAUGGCUUUAUUGAUUUACUGGGAUAUAAUUUUUAUUUACCAUUAUUUUGUAAUGGACCAGUAGUACUUUAUGAUGAAUUUUACAAACAGGUAUAUGCUAAUGCAUGUAUGUAACUUUACUUUGAUUCAGGGACGCCGGAACGAUGUGAAGGCAAGGGGGGCAGAUUUUCGUGAAAGGGCACUUAUGAUGGAUAUAUACUAAGAGAUGUUUGCAAAACAUCGGGAGUUGAACUUUGCCUAAUCAUAUUUUCUAUUUAUUGGAUGAUAGGGGUGUGAUGGGGUUCUCCACCAGGCGAUUGUGCUAUUCUUGAAGCUCGAUGACUGCAUUUCCGUUGCGUUUUCUGAAGCAAAUUCGUAAAAGAAUUGCACUAACAUUUUGUCAUUUCGCUAUUUCGCCAAGGCGAUCCUUUAUAUUGAAAGGGCACCUUUGCCCUCCUUGCCCCUCCUGGUAAAGGGCAACGGGGGCGGCUGCCCCUCCUGCCCCCCCCCCAGUUCCGGCGUCCCUGCUUUGCUUACUUAAUCAUCAUAUAAAAAUUUCAAACUCAAUAAUUCAUGAGUAAAUUAGCCAACCAUAUUGCUUAUAUGACAAUACUGGAUAUAAUGGUCCAGUCCUAGGACUGGAUCAAAAUUAAUUCAGUCCUUGGACUGGAUCAAAAUUAAUUCACUUCACUUUAAGUAGUGACUAAAGCCCCGUUUACACUACGCUCAAUUUUUGGUACGGCACGGAUAAAAUUGGUACCCGUACCACUUUUUUGGUUCUUGGACUACCUAUUUAGGUAGUCCAAGAACCAAAAUGUGGUACGGUACCAAAUAUUGAGCGUAGUAUAAACGGGGCUUAGCUAAAUAGGUAGUCCAAGAACCAAAAAAGUGGUACGGGUACCAAUUUUAUCCGUGCCGUACCAAAAAUUGAGUGUAGUGUAAACGGGGCUUUAGUCGUACGAGAUGUCAUAUCAAAUCCUCCAAUUCGGACUGGACUCAGGCCCGGAGCUACGGGGGGUGUGGGGGACCCCCCCCCAGAAAUUGUAUUCAGUCGGCAGGACUGCUAUUCAGUCGGUAGAACUGCUAUUUGGGUUAAAUAUUUUCGCGCAAAGGGCAAGAUAGGGUUGGAAAAAUUGAGAAAAUUUGUGAUGUCUGGAAAAUUUUUUUCAUGUUCCGAAAAAUUUUGGUAUGUCCGGAAAAAUUUUUGUUUCCCUAAAAUGGUACAGACCGAAAUUUUUUUGGCGACGGGGGGAGGUCGCCAAAAAUAAUUUGUUCUGGAAAAUUUUUUCGGCACUAGUCGGUUGAAAUGACCUUACACCCCCCUGAAGAAUUCUCUGAGGACGGCCCUGACUGGACUAGAUUCGGCUUCGCUUGGACUGGAUCAAAUUGCGCGGACUUAAAAUCUGGUCCACUCCUCAUAGUUGGAUUUGAAAUAUUACAUCAUAUUUAGUUAACUUUCGUAACAGUAACAAAUACACGCGCAUUUGUAGGUCCUCUGGCAGGAAUCGAACAUGAGGCCCUGUGAUUCCGGUGCAGCGCUCUAACCAACUGAGCUAGAGAGACAGUUGGUCCACAUUGAACCACAAAUUCAUGUGUAUAUAUAUAUAUAUAUAUAUAUAUAUAUAUAUAUAUAUAUAUAUAUAUAUAUAUAUAUAUAUAUAUAUAUAUAUAUAUAUAUAUAUAUAUAUAUAUAUAUAUAUAUAUAUAUAUAUAUAGGUUGUCUAUAUCUUAAAAUUAAAUAUCGCUACUCUGAGUUUCACGUCCUUUCUAGACGAUCAUCAGGCGAUUUUGUUCACGAUUUUGUUACUGAUUACGUGAUUGCAUCAUCAUCAACCGUUCGCUGACGCGUUAACUUGUUUGUUCGCGCGCGUUCGAAUUUCCAGGCGCUGAAUUUUUCUCGAUGGCGACAUUUCGCGAAGAACUAUAUAUAUAUAUAUAUAUAUAUAUAUAUAUAUAUAUAUAUAUAUAUAUAUAUAUAUAUAUAUAUAUAUAUAUAUAUAUAUAUAUAUAUAUAUAUAUAUAUAUAUAUAUAUAUAUAUAUAUAUAUGAUGGGUGAAGCCAGUGGAAGGCACCGUUCGAUAUUAAUGUUUCAAUUCAAUCUUAGGUCAACAAGCCACCAAGACCGCUCUCAAAAGAAGUUCGAGCUUCCUUCCUAUGGGAUGCCAUCAGAACGUUGUUUUGGUUUACAGUUAUGGAACUCGGCUCACACGUCCUGUAUAUCAAUUCACUGGCACGCGACCCAUAUCUCAUAGAGAACGUACCAGUAUUAAUGUCAACAGGACUUGUGUAUAUACUACUGUUGCUAUUCUCUAUCAAAUAUGUCGUGUUUUAUCGAAUUGCUGGGAUGUACUCGAGACUGGAUGGGAUAUCACCACCUGAUAUACCGAAAUGCGUUCUGAACAUUUAUUCGUUUCCCGUUAUGUGGAAGUAAGUACAAUUCACCUAUUCACCAAUAGCGACGCCAUCUUGAAUUUCGCGUUCAACGCAAUGCAUUAUGGGUGAUCCAGGGUAAUUGAGCGUUUUUGAAGGGCUGUAAAUCAAAUAUGUAGGCGAAAACACACGUUUUUAUAGUUGUAAAUAACAGACAAUUUUUAGAAGAACUAGGAAAACACACAAAAGCUGGGAAAAAUAAAAAAAUGAGGAUAAAAUGUAUAGUUUAAAUCUUUGUUAGGCCUAAAAAGGGAAAUAAUUUCAACAAAGUGCGCAUAAAAUUGAUUUACACUGCCUCAUUGUCCUCAAGAAAGUGUUUAUGAAAAAAAAUUAUCGUAUUGUGUCUCAAUACGACAUUAAAGGCUUUUUGAAUUCGGAUUUUUACCCUGGAUAACCCAUAAUGCAUCAUGAUUCAAGAUGGCGUCGCUAUUGGUGAAUAAGUGAAUUAAUGCAAUAAAUAAAUGGGUUAACUUGCAGGUCCGGCCAGGGUAUUUUGACCAUUUUACUUUUGCUAUACAGUAUUUUACUGGUAAAUUAAGUGGAAAAGCAUGUAUAAAGUAUCCUACAUUUACCCGGGAAUUUUAGGUAUACUUUGGUAUACUGAGCCAGUAUUAUCGAGUAUAUUGGUAUGCUGGUAACCCCCUGGCUAUAGCCGAGUAUAGGCCCGAACUUGAUUCCAUUUUAUAUUCUAUGAUAUGGAGGUAUUGGUGGCAAUGUCCUACUAACCGCUAUCGUUUUUUUUUCUUUGUAUAGAACAUUUGACAAAGGAUUACAUCAUUGGCUUAUGAAGUAAGAGUUGAACUUUUCACGUGAAUGACAAUGUACACUUAUUGACAAAUAUUACACUUAUAUGACAAUGUACACUUAUUGACAAUGUUUCUUGGUCUUCAGAAAACAUGGCUACAAAAUAUUGUUUACGCAUGCAACGUUUCACAAGACUCAGUGUUUAAUUUAGCUAGUAGCAAUACUAUGAACAUAUCCGUCAUAUCCUAGUUUUUCUGUUGCAGAUAUAUUUACAAACCACUUGGCGGCUCCAAGCAUGGUAUCUUUAGACAACUGAUUAGUUCCAUGGCAACGUUUGCUUACGUAUAUUACUGGCAUGGCGCAUAUGAUUAUCUUUUAUACUGGGCUGUUUCACAGUGGCUUGGUGUGUUUAUAGAAGCCAUGGCUGCCAAAUUAUUGAAGACUAAAACAUUACAGCAUUUAGAGGUAAGUGUUGAACUUAAUGUCUUACAACUUUGGAUAGCUCUUAUUAGGUUCAAGUUCUUCCUAGAGGUCCAUUAAGCGCUGUCCCCUGGUGCAAUGUUUCUACAGGAGGAAACCUAAGCUAAACUAAGUUUAUUUAUACUAGAUAGCUCUUAGACUAUCACCUUUAUCGAAACUGCCCACUCUAGAGAGAUUAAGCGCGAUAGCCCUGUAAACAACUGUCCAAUACAGGAAUUGUUUCCGAUCGCAGAGGUGAAUGACACAUUCAUCCAAUACUGUGCGACCAACAGCCCAUGUAUAAACACCCAGAAAACAACAUUAUUUUAAAUAUUUUAGUACGAUAUUCUCUCGCCAUCCGCGACGAGACGUCUUCAUGCUAUGGGUGGUGUUUUUACGAUCAUCGCAGGCAUACUAAGUAACUGUGCCUUCCUUGUCGGUCACCAGUCUGUGCUGGCCUACCUCAAAGCUGUAUUUAUUAAAGGUAUUGUAUUUUAUGUAAUAUUUUGAAAUUGACACGAACUGAAAUUUUAUUAAAGAUGAAGGUCAAGUCUAUUCUGCGCAUGCGCUAUGGAGGACCUUAUGGUGUAAACAAUGUCCAAAUUUCGCGUUGUGUCGAUAUCUUCUAAAUUGAAAGUCUAAUCUAUAUUCAUUUAAAAGUAAAGCAAACCAAAACGAUGUUAGAUAUUGACUAAGUGCAUUAUAUUUUAUGAAUAUAGUGUCUUCAAAAUGUAAACAAACUUCACAUACGCUGAACGGACUUGACCGCCUCUUUAAACUUUGCCUACAACGGCAAAGCCAAUUACCGUGGACCCAAUUUUGAUCUUUAGUCUUAGGACUUCAAAUCGGCAUUCAUAUCUAUGGGCAAUUAUCAUAGGCGAUUUCUGAGAUCGGUUAAUCCUUUGUCUAAUUUUUUUAUUGAUUUAGGCGGAGUAUGGACGCCACUAUGCCUUGCUAUGGUCACAUACUGUUUGGUACAAGUUAUUAUGGAAGUCGAACUACGCACAAGAGAGGACAAAAACUCUAAGAAAAAAUUGUAAUCAUAACUUUUAAGAGCGAAACUCUGGUUUUAUUCUUCAAUAAAAGCACUGGAAUUUUAACAAAGUCGUUUUAAAUACACAAUCUACUGUCUUUCAUUUGCAAAAACCGUAUUGGCAAGAAGAGCUAAUUCAUGCAAUGCUGUUUACAAUUACCAUACAACUACAAGUGUAUAGUGACGUACUGCAUCAAAAAUAUUCUCCUGAAUACAAAAUGGUCAAAUACAAAUAUUUCACCGCAACAUGCUCUUGCAAAUGCACUAGACCAAUAAACUGAUUUUGGGCAGGAUUUGUGAAUCGGAAUUUAUACAUACGGAAUUUAUGCAUAAUUAUGUUACCCAUGGAUAAUAAAAGCACUCUUUUAACUAUCCACGGUCAACCCUGGCAAACUAGGGUAAAUUGUUUCAUGUGGAAACAUUUGAAAAUCAUCAUAUUUCCUUGCGUGUUAUCCCGUUUGCAGCGUGCGCCUUAUAGACAACAACAGCACACGAAACGAACUAACGAAUAGACCAUGGUGUGUGUAUAUAGAAAAUAAUGAUAUCUACUUAACUAAUCCUAUUUUCUUUGCCUCGGUUUCAUAAAUAAGAAGUCUCCACAUCUUAACAACAAAUACCUCCGCUUCGUCGUCCAGAACC
Messenger RNA from Paramuricea clavata, 9045 nucleotides. Lineage: Eukaryota; Metazoa; Cnidaria; Anthozoa; Malacalcyonacea; Plexauridae. The record is from the annotation of a GenBank genome assembly.